CACCCUUACAUCUUUGUGAGCUUCUCUAACUCUGUUAUUCUAGAACUUUCUUACAUCGGUUUCUAGGGUUUUUACGAUUAUAUGAAUGUUACCCUGGUAUCCUCAUCGAUAUCAAUGUGUUGGUCUAUAGUUCAUUCUGAAUCACAGUUUUCACCUUCAACCGCUAGCAACACCUGUGUCGGACCUACCCUUUACACAUUUAAAACUCCAUCAACUAUCAAAACCCAUCGAAAUCACAUUAUUAAUCUGGGUGAAUUUUGUCACAACUCAACUUGAAAUUGUAGGUUUGGACAUGGGUAUAAAUUUUCUUUUUUGUUCAUUUUAUCGUCCAUUUACUUAUUUCCUCCAUUUCUUUUGCUAUUUCAUCAUUAGUAAUAAGGAAUUAGACCGAAUCAAUCAACUUGGUGUGUGUUUAAAGAUAAACACUUUCUUUUGAUAAGAUUCAAUUAUUCACUUUUUUAAAAGACUAAUUCCUUCUACUGUUUUUUCUCUGUACAAUAUCUCCUUCAGUCGAACUUUUGAGAAGAAGAUUUUCAGUCUCUCAGGCUCAAUAGUUACUGUAUGUAUCAGGUAUGAUAAUAUUUCCCAUGCACACGCAAUUUAUCUGCCUUUUAGUUUAAUAGUGUCAUUUUUUAUUAGGUAUGAUAAUACUAGUCCUACACACAAUCUUGGGCUUUUGAGUUUUGAUUUAUUUGUGAAUUAUUAUUUUUUCUGUAUAUAUAUAUAUAUAUAUAUAUAUAUAUAUAUAUGAUACUAAUUUAAUUAUUGUUUUAUGAUGAAUUUAAUGUUUUUGAAUCAUUAUUGUUGUUUCAAUGUGUCUAAAUGCUAUUCUUAUUGAUGAUAAUGGCCUUGGUAAGACCAUCCAAGCAAUGAGGUUCUUGGGUCAUACGGCUGAAGUAAGUAAAAUGCAUAUAAAUCUAUUAUAUCUAUUGUUAAAUAGCCUGAUCGCUCUUUCAGUUAGUGAAAAAAAUUUAAUACGUAAGUUUUGCUUGGUUUUUAUACAAAUACAACUGAUUUUACAGGAGACUAGCUUGUCGUAUAUGCUUAAAAUACUAAGAUUCAUAUUAAAUUUAUUAGUUCAAAUACUAUAUUCUUUAGUGGUCAAAAUUUUUGUUGAUGGGUCUGUAGACGUACUCUUCAAGUAAUGGUCAAAUUUGCGUUUACAUAUAUGUUCAUCAUGCUGUCAGCUGCUUUCCUCACCUAUAACUAAGGUAUUGAAUGAUUUAUUUAUUUAUUUAUUUUUCUAAAUAAUAGAUGAACUUUGCCCAUUUUAUUGAUCAGGUCCAAUAUAUUGAUUUUGGGGUUCAGAGCAACAAUAUAGACAAUAAAGUAGGAGGUCUUGAGGUUGAUAUGAUGGAUUCAAAUGAGAUCAAAACUCAUGUUUUCCUUCAAGUACAUUUUUGUUUUGGUUAAUGAAAAAGCAACAUGAACUCAAUUGCUUUCUACGUAUGGAUUUGCAAUGAUACUCUGAUAAGGGAUCAUGUUUACAUUGUGUAAGAGUUAAUACUUUAACUACAAUACUUUUUGCAGAGCUAUUCAUCUAUUUGCCACAAUAUCCAAACCAUGUUAGGAGGUUUUGAGACAAAAACAAGAGAGCAGGUUGUCAAUUUCAUCAACACUUCUAAUCCCUUUAAAUGUUUUCAUCUUACAUGGAUACUAACUUCCAUUAUGAUCGAUCUUAUUAAUGAACAGUGGCUUCCAUUUCGAAAUGAUGGAAAAUACUAUGAUGUAGACUAUGAUAAAACUUCAUGUGAAAAAGUUUCAAAGAAUCUUGCUCUUGGAGAUAAAAAGUUCUGGAAUACAUUUGUUUCUCACCAACAUUCUAUUAAUAUCCCUCUUAAAACAAAACUGGAAAACAUCAAGGAGCAUGAGCAAGUCACAAAGCUGCAUCAACAAAAGAAUUUAUAUAAAAAAAUGCACAUACAUAGCCUUUUCCACAAUCUAAUGAUUAUUAUUUUACCUGUAGAAGUUGAUGUAAAAUUUUGAGUGUCAAAAAGAGAUGUUAGAUUACAUUUAUUAAUCAAAGGUGAGUUUCUAUAAUCAUGUAACAUCCGUUUAAGGUAAAAUUCUCUUUUUAGAUUUAAAUAUGAAA
Lactuca saligna is the source of this 2092-nucleotide messenger RNA. The record is from the annotation of a GenBank genome assembly. NCBI's taxonomy places the organism in Eukaryota, Viridiplantae, Streptophyta, Magnoliopsida, Asterales, Asteraceae.